Molecule: messenger RNA, 1290 nt
Organism: Fimicolochytrium jonesii
Lineage: Eukaryota; Fungi; Chytridiomycota; Chytridiomycetes; Spizellomycetales; Powellomycetaceae
Exons: 5
Coding region: 251-1159 (302 amino acids)
Source: RefSeq, a predicted model, not a curated record
CUUCUUGGCUCUGAAGGAACCCGUCAUCAUUGCUGGUCCAGAUGGAUCACAGCAGGAUGAUCCUCCAACAACAAACAAGCUUACAGUCUUGAUAGAGGACGAUCCGGCGGCCUCUGCAAUCGACGAGAGUGUCGGACGCAUCCUGAAAGGCCGGGACGUGGUAUGUUUCGAUCUCUUUGCGUUACCCAGGGCACAACUCACCGCAUUAUACUGAAAGCCUGAAGCUCGUGUGAAAUGGUCCGUGCCUCAAAUGGAGAGACCACCACUUCGCGUCGAAAAAGCAAGGGUUGCGGCGGAUGUCACAAUGGAGAAAACUCCUGCUGAACUCGCCGCGGACGAAGUUCCGCCAUCCACACCGAAAGCUGUUGCGAAGAGUUUUGUUUCUGAAAGCUCCUUCACUUUCAGUUCAUCAAGUUCUGCUCAAACGCCGGAACCUAUGAAAGCGAAGGUUGUGCUGGAUUGGGAGGUUGAAAUUGAGCCAGUUGCGAAGAGCGGCCGGGUGCUCGUUUCCGCAAAGAAGCCAGUACAGUCAGCGGAGCCCGUGACACCUGCAAAACUGGUUUCGGCUAUGCGAACCGUCUCCGCGAAGAAGAUAGUACAGUUACCGGACGAUGCGGCGCCUCGAGAUUCAGCUGUGGCCAUCCGAAAAAAUACGAAGGAAGGACGCAUCAAACCGAUCUCGCUGAAGUCAGACUCCUCUUCUUCCGGUUCCGACAUUUGCGAGCACGAUGAGACGCUGGUUGCCCCGAACAGCGAUAAAGCGGUCUCGGCGAAAAAGGGAGGACUGCAAUGGGCUCUGGAGCAAUAUCGAGCCAAGAAGAAAUUGUCCGAUCAGAGUCAUGGCACUUCCGCUAUCAAGACGCCUUCGAAGCCGAUGGUCAUGACCGAUUUGUUUGAUCGCCGAGAAAGGAGUACAGGGCGUCGCGACCCUGAUGAGACUAUGUUGAUUUCAGCGAGUCCAUUCAUAACUCCGGGUGCCAAGGAGCGCAAGAGCCUUUUGGAACGCGUUCGAACGGAGCGCCAAACUGUGGAUGAGACAUUUACGGAGAAGGGAAAGUCAUCCGCAAAGCGCGGUCGGAAAGGUCUGUCACAAGGGUCUCGUUGCUCUCGCCUAACAACAGCAAUUCAUUUCCUACCCAGCCCUCGAGGUCGACGAUGAAUGUGGAUCGGAACUGGAAAUGCCAGGUGCUUCAAACACGGAGACCGAUGAGGAGUACAACCCUGGGAAGCGUAGAAAGCUCGCUAUCAAGAAUACAAAGGCGCUCUCUUCAGCUGUGAAGCAACCUCGCC